GCCUCCACGUGCCAGAAAGUGUUAAAGAACAACAUGGAUCAAAUAGAACAACUUGCUGCUGACAGAAAGAAGAGCUUUCUCUCAGAGGACAAUAAAAAGAGCAAUGGCUAUAGAACCGUUGUGGGAUUCCUAUGCAUAUUCCCCGUGGUGGCUUUGCUGGCUAUUGCAGGAGAUCCAGCUGGAGCAGCAGUUCAGGAAAGUCAGGAAGAUACCACAUCACCUGGCCUCCGUGAAGUGAGUGCCUCUGCUUUGCACAGCCCAGCCUUUCCACCUCGGCCUCCAGCACGGAGAAAGCGAUACACGAUCACACCUGGACACUUGAAAUGGGACCACUUCAACCUGACCUACAAAAUCCUGUCCUUCCCAAGAAACCUCAUAAAUGCCAGGGACACACGCAGGGGACUGGCAGCUGCGUUCCGAAUGUGGAGUGAAGUUUCACCAUUCAGCUUCAGAGAAGUGCCACGCCACGUACCCAGUGAUCUGAAAAUAGGCUUCUACUCCAUCAAUCACACAGACUGUCUGGAGUCUCUCAUUCACCACUGCUUUGAUGGAACAACAGGGGAACUUGCCCAUGCCUUCUUCCCACCCAAUGGGGAAAUCCACUUUGAUGACCAUGAGUACUGGAUAUUAGGAAAUACUCGGUUCAGCUGGAAGAAAGGUGUUUGGCUUACAGAUCUGGUGCACGUAGCAGCUCAUGAAAUAGGGCAUGCCUUAGGACUCAUGCACUCCCAAAACCCAAAUGCUCUCAUGCACAUCAAUGCUACUUUGACUGGGAAAAAGACCAUCUCUCAAGAUGAAGUCUGGGGAAUUCACAGACUUUACGGAUGCAAGGACAGACUGUUUAUGUGCCCCCUGUGGGCCCGAAAAGGUUUCUGUGAGAAACGUGAGAAGCUGAUGAAAAAGCACUGUCCGUUCACCUGUGACUUCUGCUACGAAUUCCCAUUUCCAACAGUUCCUCCCACUCUGCCACCUCCAAGGACAAAAACCAAGACUGUUUCUGAAGGCAGGAAUGUCACCUUCCGCUGUGGACAGAAGAUCAUCCAUAAAAAAGGCAAAGUUUACUGGUAUAAAGAUAAGGAGCUUCUGGAAUACUCAUAUCCAGGUUACUUAUCCUUAAAUGAGGAUCACAUGAGCAUCAUUGCAAAUGCAAUUAAUGAAGGAACUUACACUUGUAUAGUAAAGAAAAAAGAAAGAAUCUUGACCACUUAUUCCUGGAGGAUCAGACUGAGACAUUAACAAGGGCUCUGGCAUGAGAACUUCUCUAUUUCAAAUUCACAAUCUGGCUUAAGCAUUUUGUAUUUAAACGCCAGUAGUGCAAAUGAACUCCUAAAUCAGCUGCUUCAAUACCUCGAGCAAGAGAGACUCUGGGACUUUGUUACUGGAUAAAACAACUCUUCCAAAUUAGUUUUAAAGGUAAAGAAUUCAUCAAGCAUGUGUUGUACAGAGAAUUAAAAAAGAAAUUUUAAAAAAAUCCAGUGUAAGAUUUUGCAGUUAACCUGGAUCAGUGGACUGCUGAAAAACGAGACAUAACCCUUCAGCAAACACAUGGAUGAACAGACUGAUGGCUCAGCUAUGUUGCAAUGGAAUCAGAGGUAUUGUGGAAAGAGAAUGACCAGUAAAUGCGCUGUAAGUGGUUUUUUAUCUUUUUUAUAUCACGACAUGUAGGUCUAUAAGAACGUUAAAAAAAGAAUUACUUUUUCUUCUAGUGGGCAGAAGGAAAAUAGAGGGUCACAACAAACCCAAAUUACUCCAUUUCACACUUGGACAUACUCAGUUCAGCUAUGCACAGAAUAUCUCCCUUCCACCCCCCAACUACUCUCCUGUGGUGUGUAUUUAUUGUCUGUGUAAUCUUAGCCCAGCAUACCAUCUACUUCCAUCUGCAGCUCCUCAUAACUCAUCCUUUUGGUGUCUGAUCAAUAAGCUUCUUGACCCCUUCAACAGAGGUAAGAUCAUUUCCAUCAUCACACCCAGUCAUUAACAGUGAGGUGGAUGCGCCACAUCCAGAACAAAAGCAGCAUUUGCUUCCUGGGCGAAGCCCAGUGCACUCAAACAUCUAUCAGUUGGGAAUUGAGAUGUGCAGUUACAAACCCUGACAGUCAUUGUAUUUAAUGGGUACCUGAAAGAUCCUUAUCCAGUAUUAAGGCAGCCUACAUCAUUCUCUGCUUAGGUUCGUCCAUUUUUAGUUGCUGUCUUAAACUCUUCAAACACGUUUCUUCCUACCUUAAGCAUCUCAUGUAUUGCAGAAUAGGUCAGCAUUCUAGGAAGAGCUCUGUACCAGGACAGCAAAAGCACAAGGGAAAAGUAAGAAACUAAUAAGAACAGUUUGGUACAAUUGCAAUAACAGUAAUUUUACUGGCAGAUAUCUAGCAUGAACUUAGCACAUCUCCAUUUAACAGAGCAGUGCAACACCACGUGGAUCCAAGCAUCUUAAAACAGCUCUGUCUUUUGGAUUUGGAGAAACGAAACAACAACAAUGAGCUGAUCAGCACAGCCUUCAACAGCUCUCACAAGGGGAUGUCAGCACUUCAACUGCAAGGAUGCUUAAUCCUAGGGCAGAUCCAAAGUUCUUCAUUUCACAACUUAACAGUUUGGUACACAUACCAUUUAUGAUAACUGACUUUUGUGCUGUUUCUCCCAAUCCCGUUUACCUCCACCUGCCCUGUGCUUCUGGCAGGCACUGUCCUUGCUGGAGUUGCAGCCAAGGACCUGCUUUGCCCCACGAAUGUCCUAUAAGCAGUCACCUUCCAAAACUGAGCUGACCUCAAGGCCAGUGGAAAAAGAAACCAAGGAAAAAAGUUGCAGUUUAAGACAGCAGGCCAUGAGACAGCCCUGCACUGCACCCAGUGUUCCGUGACACAGAUGGCAUGGCCCAGCACUGCUGUGCACAUCUGUUCUGGCUGCAAUUUCAAGCCAACAACAUCUUCAAGGAACUCAGGAAAAAAAAAAAGGAGGAAUUUCUGUGAAGAAGCCAACCAAAAAAACACCUCUCUCCAUCUCCUGCCCAGGACCACGGCAUGACAGCUUGCAUUUGCUGGGAAUUAGUAUGGAAAGCACCUGGCAGAUAUGGUGAUACCCUCAAGGUAAGCAACAAAACUCACUUUCUCUUGGCAUACACUUUCAUUUUAUAAAAAUAAAAAUUGCAGUAAGACAACAACAAAAUAAAUCCCUAACCUACAACAAGGCUGUGAUUACCACACACUUAUGCACUGGAACCUCCAUGUUUUUUUGAAAGAUGAAUCUUUGCAGAUUUUCCCUGGUUGAAAUCAGUUAUUUAAGAUGACACAAUUUCAAAGUAAUUGAGUUCCAUAGCUCUGUUCCUGGUGAAACAGUCCUGGAAAUGUUUUCACUUUACUUGUCUUUGCAUAACUUGUUUGAUUAAAAGCAAAUAACUCCUAUUAGAUUCAGAGGUCCAGAUUUGUUAGCCCAGGUUGGAACAAAUGCUUUCCAAUGGGCAAUGAUGCACCCGUUCCAGUAAAUAUCUAUCAUUAGUAUUUCAGCUUUUUUGUCCACUUUUCACUUCUCACAUCCUUCAGAACAAAUAAAUAAGCUUCUGCUCUUCACCCCUACCCAAACUUUGCUAAAACCAUGCAUUACUACAGUUACUAAACUAGCAGAAAAACUUUCUCCAUCAGUGCAACACAACCAGGCCUAAUGAGAAAACAGUGCUUCAUCAACACACACACAAAAAAACCAGCUUUGAAAAUGUACAAUUCUGGCAGCUCCCAAGAGCAGGUCCAAGGCCUUCACUCAAUGAGAACAAAACCAGCACCACCACCACAAGUCUCUUCCAAUGCACUGCAUGCUCAUCACUACGCCUGUUGGUGGGACUGGUGCCCAGUUCUGACUGCAUGAACACCCCAGUAUUUUCCAAAUCUUCCUGUUCCCAGAAAAGGAUGAUAGCAUUGUAAAUCAGAGACUCAGAAGACACUUAUGAGGAAAGACUGGAAUAUGGCAAUAUACAACCAGUAACAUGAAAUGUUGUUAUUUUUGUGGAAAAAGGACAUUUUUAAAAGAAGGUUCUCUAGAAAAUAAAGCUUCAAUAUUAAUUUUUUUUGAAUUAUAAAACAAUAUAGUACACUUUUUGCUCCAGUGCCAUUGUAAAUACAUUUAUACAACACAUCAACCCAGUAGUUCACUCAAAAAUGUCAGUGGGUGUUGAGCCCAACCCAGCUUAGCUUUCUCCAAGGUACACAACAGGAGAGAAGCAACUUAAACAUCGUGAUUUCUUGACCAAGCAACUACACUCAGACACAAAGAACUUACUUAAAAUAAAAAGAAAAGUUCUUUUGCUGGACUGACAGUAACUACAACAACAUCAGCACAGAUGGGGGGAGGAAAGAGAAAUUAAUAAAAAAAAUAAAUCCUCACAUUUCCACUCUAGAAGACUUAAUGCCACCAACAUCCACGUUUGCUGCAUGUGAGGAAAUGACAUCCUUCACGCUGUUAAACAAUCAAAAAUGCAUUUUAAUUCUACAAAUUUACAAGGAGAAAAGAACAAGAACCAAAAAAAAAAAAAAAAAAGAAAAGAAAAAAAGGGGAUCAAGGAUUGUAGUUCAAGUUUUCCUCUGUCAAAUUUUAUAACGAUCCUUGGCUUUUCCUGUUAAUUCCAGUCCUCUAAUGGAAUGCAGCAGUUAUACUCCACACCCAGCAAAAGUCUUUGAAUCUGGGAUGACAUCUGACUUUACCCCGGUGAAAACCAUCUAGUUUCCCUGACGUGAAGAACAGAACUGGGGCACUCAGAAAUCCACUCACGUGAACGGUUCUCUUUUUCUCCCCUCUUCUCACUGAGUUUAAAACUUGAGGCUGAAUCCGGGCCCAGCAGCAGAUGCUCCUUGAUUCGUGGUGGUCAGAUGAAAACCGGUGUCUUUCAGAUCAUCGUCGCCCUGUGGAAAACAUACACAGUUCAUCUGUCAGUGCCUGUGCACACACAUUCACCUCUGCAACACAGAAAUCAUGCCUAAAACUAAUUUUAAAAAAGUAGAAACAAAGAACAAAACAAAACCUGAAGGAGCUGUAGGAGAUGGUAAGUAAAUACUUGAUUUAGUGGCACUGUAGCUGAGUUCAGUGCAGACUGUUAUUCGUGCUCUUUCUGUUGGUACUGCAGCAGGCACAAUAGCUGUGCAGUGUCAAUUCACCUAUGCUGAGACAUGGAACUGUCAAUAAAGAGCUGAUAAUAAUUAAGGCACUUGAGAUUGUACCACGUCCUACUUCUAAGCAGCUGUUUUUCAGCCAGCUUUUUCUUCAAAACUGGCAGUCCAAUUCCCACACAUGAAAGAACACCAGCCUUGUAUGUGACAGAUUCUUUUCCAAACACUGGAAAAGGAGCAGGUUUGGCUUUGUUUUAGGACAGGGGAAGUCAGUGAUGCUCACCAACUGACUGUACCCAAGGCCUCCCUCAGGCGGGCGGGGGCUGGUGCCACGUUUCACCCUUUGUUGUUCACUUUUGGCUGGCCAUGUAGGAAACAUGGAGGGGUCAAUAGGAAGGGGAGUCUCACGGAAAUACUCGUGCUUCAAACCAUCCUCAGCAGUAAUUCUUCUGGCCGGGUAGUACGUCAAAAAGCUGAAAAGAAUUCAGGCAAUGAAUUAGAGGGAAGAUAAGAGAGACGGCCGUGCAGAAAGAAGAUAAACGUUAGCCUAAAAGAUAUAAAACCUUCAGAAAUCUGUCAUGUUUUACAACGAGUGUAACAAACAACACAAUUUCCCAAGGACUGCAGAAGCUGGCACUUACUUGUUCAUCAGAUCAAAGCCCUGAUCAGAGAGGAGUGCUCCAAAUCUCUUGCGUAGAUUGUUGUAGGGAUAUUCUGUGAACGUCAUCUUCUUUACAGCUGGCAGCUCAUUGUAACCAGGCCAGAUUUUUUCACUUGGAGUACCCAGAUCCUACAGAUUAAAAUGUCUCCUUAAUAAACCCA
This is a messenger RNA of Lagopus leucura (white-tailed ptarmigan), 5909 nucleotides long. It is a transcript of the gene MMP23B, whose product is annotated as matrix metallopeptidase 23B. Gene Ontology annotation, cellular component: extracellular matrix. Lineage: Eukaryota; Metazoa; Chordata; Aves; Galliformes; Phasianidae. The transcript is spliced from 9 exons. Bases 34 to 1236 code for a protein of 400 amino acids. Gene Ontology annotation, biological process: extracellular matrix organization; proteolysis; collagen catabolic process. The record is from RefSeq and is a predicted model, not a curated record. Gene Ontology annotation, molecular function: metalloendopeptidase activity; zinc ion binding.